UCCCACCUUUGACUUCAGCCUCUACUCCGCCUGCACCAUCCCAUCCGUCUUCCAGCAGGAGCACGGCCGCGGCGUCUCUUUCGCCCUCCUCUGCCGUUGGUCAUUACGGAAACACACUGAUGCCCUCCUCGUCGCUGGGCUCGGCCCGUCAGCGGCGGCACCCUAAUGACUCCGUGAAACCAGUUCAGACACGUCUAAAUUCGGUGCAAAGAUAACGACGGAGUCUAAUGGCUUUGUGUGAGCCGCAGAGGAUAAGAUACGCACAUCGGUUAGAAGGUUCUCCUGGCUUCACGCCCCGAGUCAUUUCACAUGAAACAGUGAGGUUAGAGUGCCGACCACUUUAACAGGAGGGUGCUCGGAUAGUGUGACGGCCGGAGCUAUUUUUAUUCUCGGCCCUGCGGUUGAUGGAUAGUAAAUGGGUGAAUUAGCGCAAAGCAAAUGGGUCACUACAGUAAGUGUUUUAAGUGUUGGCUUCCAUACAAACAGUCACGGAUCCCCAGUGUUUGUCUGGGUAACUUUGAUUAGGACUAUUUAAAUGUUAUUUCUUCUCAAAAUCCACAGACGUGUAUUAAUUCUAAUGUUCCUGAUCACUUCAGUUUUAUGUAAUCUUUUUUCGUUCUGAAAAAACAUCUUGUGUAGCAGUAGCAGCCUUUCCACUCUUUCCAUCGGGACCAUUUACCAACCAAAGCAUCGCUUUGUAGUUCUCACAGAGCCCCGAGCUUGAAGUAAUAUUAUGACAUAAAAUGCCAUAAAAUGUUCUGUAGCUGUAUGCGGCUACGAAAUAGAAUAACAUACCUUUUAAAAAGUCCUUUAUCACUGCCACUGUCCUGCACCAUAACUGGAAUUGAUACGGGGCUCCUUCACGGCUGAUAUAUUCCUGAGCUUUGAAAAAAGAUAACGCUUUCCCUCGAAUAAAAGACUGCAUGUUGCAGAUUGUGACAGUUGUAGAGUCUCUGCGUUUGGGUCCACGGCCCUGUGCUUUCAGUCGGGAUUACAGCCGUCUGCUUCCCCCACCUGCCUACAAAGCAGACGGAUCUAACUGGUUUGGACAUUCUGACAGAUACACAGCGGUGGCCAUGCCGAUGCUCUACAACACCAGAUACAGCUCCAGGAGGAGGGUGGCGGUGAUGAUUUCUGCCGUGUGGUUUCUCUCUUUUGCCAUCUCCUGCCCUUUGCUGUUUGGACUCAACAACACCGCCAGCCGGGACGGCACCACGUGCAGCUUCGCCGAUCCGGCCUUCGUGGUGUACUCGUCUGUGGCGUCCUUCUACGUGCCCUUCAUCGUCACUUUGCUGGUGUAUGCGCAGAUCUGCGUGGUGCUGCGCAAGAGGGGCAGGCGCACCGGCCCCCCGCGAGGACACGGCCUGCACGCGCAGGGCGCCGGCGAGCCGGGAGAAGGUCACCGACACAGGAAGAGCAAGUGUACACAACCAGAGGAUGUGAAGUUGUGCACCCUGAUCCUGAGGCCCGCCACCGCUGGCCCGCAACGCAAAAAAGUGCGUCCACUCCUCUGUUGGUCCCCCAACACCGACCUCCGUCCCCACCCUCCUCCCUCUCUCUUUGUGUGUCAGACCCUGGUGAAAGAGGCAAUGGUCCACCCCCUCGAAGUGGAGCCGGGUCGCUUCCUCCCGCGGACCGAGCAGAGCCUGGCUCCUCCCCCUGCUCCCCAGGCCGCCUCCCACUCGGGGCUGGCACGGAUCUCCCUGGCCAUCUCGGUUGGACCCGCCCCGGUUCAUCCCUGCACCGUCACGCGCUCCGCCCUGAUGCCCCGCCCCCCCACCCUGGAGGACGGCAUGAGGGGGCGUGAGGGGUGGAGGGAGCGCAGCGGCGGGAGAGACAAAUGGGGGGUCACCAAGGAGAGGGUCAGAGGGAGGCUGUCGCAGCAGAAGGAGCGGAAGGCGACACAGAUGCUCGCUAUUGUGCUCGGCGUGUUCAUCAUCUGCUGGCUGCCGUUCUUCCUCACCCACGUGCUGAAGGCCCACUGCAGGAGCUGCUGCAUCUCGCCCUCGCUGUACAGCGCUGUCACCUGGCUGGGGUACCUCAACAGCGCCGUCAACCCCGUCAUCUACACCACGUUCAACAUCGAGUUUCGCAAAGCCUUCAUCAAGAUCCUGCACUGCUGAGAGGCCGGGGAGGACGGGGAGGACGGGAAGCGCUUUGCUGUCGGGACUCUGAAAGGAGCGCGACGUUGAUUUGCGAUCAGAGGUGAGAGGAAAAAACAAGUAGUGUUUAGUUUUGAGAUGCACGAGGAGGAAGGGAGGGGGGGGGAUACAUAUUUAAAGUGGUACAAGCUUCAUGGGAAAUAAAAAGACGAGCGGCUCAGAGAAGACCGAAAACAGAACAUGGACUUCAGACAGAAUGAAAAACAAGACAAUAGACAAUGUUAAAAAUAGUGUGACAAGGCUGGAAGUGUUUACUGGGAGGAAGACGCGCACUGUGUUGUGUAAAUACGGGCUGCAAGCGGAACAUGUGAGGACUCCUUCAAAUAAUCGGUGUCAGACUUGAGCUUUUGUGUUUUCUUGUCAUCCCGAACACACGGCAUCUCGUUAUGUGUUCGCAUGCGCUCGGCGUUCUCGGAGGGCUGAAGCGACCAGGAGUCCCGCGUAAACUCUCUCAAUCGUUAUUCACACUCUUUGAGGACAUGCUGGAGUUGCAUCAUGGCAGAAUAUCAAUGUGGUGACUGAGACGGUGAAGAAAAUAAAUAUGUUAAUGUUUUGCUUUGUAAAAAUGUGAAAUUGUGGGCUUAUAUUGUUGUAAAACCAAACGUCAUUUGUUUAGAAGGGCAGGCGUUGUACAAACCAUUCUAAUAAACAUUUUCUUUCAUUGCUUAAUUUUUGACAUUUAUUCGCCCUGAAGUUUUUUUCUUUUUCUUCAGAUUCUGAGUAUACGUUUUAUAUUAUUGUAUAUUAAACUACAAUAUACAAUUUAUUGUAAUAAAAUAGGUAGAAUAUAAUAACUAAAGAUAUCUAUAGAGUACAAGUAAACUACAUCAUCUCUUUUUUUCCAUCAAACUUCCAUCACUUGUUUUUGUUUUUGUUUUUGCCGAACUAUGCUUGGAUAUUUCUUUUCCUACAAACUAUGGUGUAUUUUCCUUUCAGACGGGUAGCGAGCCUCAUUCACUGACUGGGAGAACUUAUCCAGAUACGGCAGGUAUUUCGAGCACUCAGUAUUCAGAUAGAGCUCUUAAGCACACUGAGGAUUUUGGAUGUAUCUUGUUUUAUUCAAAGCCUCCAUCCCCGCUAUCAAUAUUAUCAACAAUCCUGCCAUGGGCUUUCCCCUUGAUCUGUAAAAGAAUCUCCACCGGGACAUUAUGUAUCGUGUACUUGACCAGUUUCCUGUUAUCUCACUAAGCUUACUGCUGGACCCAUAAGCCUUAUAUUAUUCUGUGCACAUCUAUGUAUAUUUAUGAGUGUAUGAUGGAGCCCUCGUGGUUGCACUGAAGCAUAUUUAAAAAAAACUUUUCAUAUCAUCAUUCACUGCUGUCUACUCUCAAAAUGUGUUUGAUGUUUAAAAGAUUAUUUAACUGGAUGUAUAGUAUGACACGGACUAUUGCUGUUAACAUUAAUUUAUUGUUUGUGAUCAAAACUAAUACCUGUAAAUGAAUAGUUUUACAAUUGUGGAAAUGUGCUCAUUCAUAUUCCUGCCAAGAAUGAAAUAAGAAAAUCGUUACCGCCGUUAUAAUAUACGUGAAGCUGCAGGGGGAAACGGCGUCGCUGCUUCAUUUAGGGACUGUAGAGAAUCAAGCAUUCAUUUUAAUUUAAAGUUUAUGCUGCUGCA
Gasterosteus aculeatus aculeatus (three-spined stickleback) is the source of this 3777-nucleotide messenger RNA. Lineage: Eukaryota; Metazoa; Chordata; Actinopteri; Perciformes; Gasterosteidae. The record is from RefSeq and is a predicted model, not a curated record.